AGCAAGGGAAGAAAAAGGGAAUUUUUAUUUCUAUUUAUAUCUUCUGUUAACAUCAAAAUUUAAUUCAAUAUCAACAAACCAAACAUCAACAAUAUUCUAUUCGCUAUCCCAACAACAACAACAACAAAAAUACUUCUAUAUAUAACUAUACCCCAUCCAUUUCGCAAUUCAUACAACUAGUUCAUCAUGGGGAGAAGAAAAAUUGACAUUCAACCUUUAACUGAUGAUAGAAAUAAAACCGUUACAUUUGUAAAGAGAAAAGGAGGAUUAUUUAAAAAAGCUUAUGAAUUAGCGGUAUUAUGUAAUGUUGAAAUUGCAGUUUUAAUCGUAGGUUCAAAUGAUAAAGUUCAUGAGUUUUCAUCAGUUAAUUCAAAAGAAGUUAUUAAUGCUUAUGAACUGAAACUUCGAAAUCGGGAAAGAAUUGAUUCAAAAUCAUUAGAGACAUUUGAAGUUUAUAAGAAAAAGACUUAUUUACAUGAACCAUUAACAAGAAUGAGUGAUGGGAAACAAUUUCCUAGUCGUCGGAGUGGAGGUCAUGCUGGAAGAUUAAGUGGAGUUGGUGGUGGUUCAAGUGGUACUGGUGUAGUUGGUGGAGCAGGGGAUGAUGAUGAUGAUGGUGAUAUUGAAGAUGAAGAUGAUGAAGAUGAAGAUGAUGAAGAUGAUGAAGAAGAAGAACGUCAAACAAGUUCAAGAAAAAGACAACGAACUAAUAAAUCAUCAUCAUCAUCCACAUCAAUCCCAAAACAACAACAACAAUCACAACAUAUUAAAAAUACUGAUUUAUUACAACCAUCAUCAUUUACAAGAGGAAAUAUCUUUAAUUCUAAUUUUCGUAAAAAUGAUGAAACUUCUUUAACUCCAUCAAGUAUAAGUUCAUCAUCAACUUCAGAUAUAAAAUAUAAAUCUCAAGAUUCAAAACCUUCCUUACCAACCAUACUGACAAAACCAAUCUCAUCUGUUCAUUCAAGUACAACAGUUGGACAAAGACCAGUAUUAAGAGUACAAAUUCCUAUCGAUCAUCAAACUAAUAAUACAAAUGAUAGUGCAAGAACCAUAACCGCUAUCGAUACUCAUCCAAGUAAGAGUGAAGGAGGAUUAUCUUCCAAUGAUAGUUCAGGAUCUUCCGAUACCAAUAAUCCAAUUCGAAAUAGUAAUAAUAAUAUUAAUCCAAUUCAUCAUCCUCAACAUCAUCAUUUAAGUCAUCAUCAUAGCCAUAUUUUCUCCAAUGGGAAUAAUCCGAACCCCAACAAUAAUAAUAACAAUGGGGGGAAUAAUAAUAAUAAUAAUAAUAAUAAUAAUGGCUUGCCUAAUAUAAAUACUCAUUUCAGAUCACCCGAUUCAAGAAAACCAACAUUACCAAUGCCAAUUCAAUCAUUAUCACAGACGACAUCUCCAGCCAGUACUACUGCGCCUGGAUUCCCUCAUCCUAAUUUUAGCAACAAUAAUAAUAAUAAUAAUCCUAAUAAUGCCAAUACUAAUCCGAAUGGUAAUAAUAAUAUGGGUAAUUAUCCAGGUCCAUCAUUUUCUCCUUCUUCAUAUACACCAUCUACAGCUAUUAAUCAAAUGUUAAGUCAAGGUCCUCAUCAACAACAGCCGCAAUAUGCCAAUUCAAGUAAGAUAAGGCAUUCGUUUUAUCCUGGGGGGAAUACAGCAACAUCAGGCACUGAUCCACAACAACAAUCACAACAAGCACCUAUCAUGUCGGAUGAUUUCUUACCUUCCCCAUCAAUUUUCCAACAACCUGAAUGGAUGAAUAAUGGUGGUAGUACAGGAUAUACACCUACUGCUCAAAACAUGGCAUUUUUUGGAUUAAGUGCCGGUGGGAAUGGAGUUACCCAAUUUAAUUUAAGUGGAUUAAAUAGUCGAUCCAUGACAUUAUCAUCACCUACAACUUUCAUAUCGGGAGAUCCCAAUCAUGGUGGUCCAAGAUCAUUCACUACUCAUCAUCUUUCCAAUGUGAGUGGAUCUACACCGGGGGUGACUAAUUCCACUACACCUGUCAUAGCGGGGAUAAACAGUGAUAAUAAUAAUGGUAGUGGUGGUGGUGUGAUAUCGAGUGUUACAUCUUCAAGUCAAGUUACAAGUACAAAUAAUAGUCUUAAUUCAACUAAUACUGAAGGAGUGUUAACUAAAGCAUCAAGUAAUGGUGGUGGAGGAGAUGGAAGUAAAGUUAAUAGUAGUAAUGGAGAAAUUAAAAUUGAGAAGUAA
Scheffersomyces coipomensis is the source of this 2208-nucleotide messenger RNA. RefSeq names its product Rlm1p (gene RLM1). The record is from RefSeq and is a predicted model, not a curated record. The transcript has a single exon. Bases 187 to 2208 code for a protein of 673 amino acids. Gene Ontology annotation, molecular function: protein dimerization activity; DNA-binding transcription factor activity, RNA polymerase II-specific; RNA polymerase II cis-regulatory region sequence-specific DNA binding. Gene Ontology annotation, biological process: regulation of transcription by RNA polymerase II. Lineage: Eukaryota; Fungi; Ascomycota; Pichiomycetes; Serinales; Debaryomycetaceae.